AUGGAGAACGAAAAGGGAGAGAUCGUUGAUCUCUACGUCCCCCGCAAGUGCAGCGCCACCAACCGCAUCAUCAAGGCCAACGACCACGCCUCCGUGCAGAUCUCCAUCGCCAAGGUUGACGAGAACGGUCGUUACACCGGCGAGAACCAGACCUAUGCCAUGUGCGGCUUCAUCCGUGCCCGUGGCGAGAGCGACGACUCCCUGAACCGCCUCACCCAGCGUGAUGGUUACCUCAAGAGCGUCUGGAGCGCCAGCCGCCAGCGAUAA
Penicilliopsis zonata CBS 506.65 is the source of this 267-nucleotide messenger RNA. RefSeq lists its product as hypothetical. NCBI's taxonomy places the organism in Eukaryota, Fungi, Ascomycota, Eurotiomycetes, Eurotiales, Aspergillaceae. Gene Ontology annotation, biological process: translation; endonucleolytic cleavage to generate mature 3'-end of SSU-rRNA from (SSU-rRNA, 5.8S rRNA, LSU-rRNA); endonucleolytic cleavage in ITS1 to separate SSU-rRNA from 5.8S rRNA and LSU-rRNA from tricistronic rRNA transcript (SSU-rRNA, 5.8S rRNA, LSU-rRNA). The record is from RefSeq and is a predicted model, not a curated record. Bases 1 to 267 code for a protein of 88 amino acids. The transcript is spliced from 2 exons. Gene Ontology annotation, cellular component: cytosolic small ribosomal subunit; ribosome. Gene Ontology annotation, molecular function: structural constituent of ribosome.